UGAGUGUUAAAGGCAGCAAUUAUUUUAGGAAGACAGGGCUGUUUCUGUUGAAAGGGAUACUUGCAUAAUUCCUAGCAGUAUGUUCUCACUGUCAUUGAGAGAGGCUUCAUGAUUGAGUGCUCUCCGUAAUGAUGACCAUAACAGGGAGGUUUUGAGGUGGAGGUGUUAGUUUGUGGGCUACUCACCAUUGUUGAUUCAGAGCAGCAGAGUGAGGACCACAGCAGACUAUCUUUUAUAUUGCUAUUUUGACUGUAAGUGAAAGACUAGAAAGUGUGAAUUCUUAUGCAGCACAGCUUUUUUUUUUCAGCGCACUUAAGAAAAUUGUGGGGGAAUACUAAUACUACUGAACAAUUCGGCAGAAUUAACUUUAGUAAGGAAAUUAGCCUCACUACAACUCAAGAUAGCUUACAUGUUUUCAUCUCUUCUGAACAACUCUGGGGGUUCCAGCUCCCAGCUUAUGAAAAUGACAAAAUGGAGAGGCUGCCUCUAUACUGAUGAAGAAAAUGUCCAUUUUGCCAGAGAGGAUGAACUCAACAAGGGUCAUGAUGAAGGAGGAGAGGAAACAACUGGACCAGCUUCCAUGGGAUUUACAGCACAUAGCCAGGACCCAGAAUGCCACAGCCAGGUUCACCUGCUAAAUGCCCAGGGCGCAUUGAUCACCACCUGGGAAGCUGGUUGGAAUGUAACCAAUGCCAUUCAGGGGAUUUUUGUUCUAGGUUUGCCAUAUGCUAUACUCCACAGUGGAUACAGUGGGCUGCUUCUUAUUAUCCUGGCUGCAGUUUGCUGUUGCUACACUGGCAAAAUUCUAAUCGCUUGCCUGUAUGAAGAAAAUGAAGACGGGCAGCUUGUGAGAGUGAGAGGCACAUAUGAAGACAUCGCCAAUGCCUGCUGCAGAAAGCUAUUUCCGAAACUUGGUGGCAGAGUUGUCAAUGUGACCCAGGUGACGGAACUGAUCAUGACAUGCAUUUUGUAUUUGGUUGUUAGUGGGAACUUGCUGUCACAUAGCUUUCCAGCUCUACCCCUGACGGAGAAAACCUGGUCGGUAAUUGCAUUCGUAGGCCUGCUGCCUUGUGUAUUUAUCAAAACCCUCAAAAUUGUAUCCAAGCUUAGCUUGCUCUGCUCUUUGGUCCAUUUUGUUAUUAUCUUUGUAGUAAUAACUUAUUGUCUGACCCAAAUACACCGUUGGUCCUGGUCAAGAUUGAGCCUCUCUGUGCAAUUUGAGAGUUUUCUGGUUGCAGUAGGAGUCAUCAUUUUUAGCUACACAUCACAAAUUUUUCUUCCCACCCUUGAAGGGAAUAUGAAAAACCCUGGAGAAUGCAGAUCUAUGUUGAACUGGACUCACUUCUUAGCUUGUGUCUUCAAGACAGCCUUUGCACUCGCGGCAUUUCUGACAUGGGGUGAAGAUACAAAGGAAGUUAUUACUGACAACCUUCCAUCAUCACUACAGACCCUAGUGAAUUUGUGUCUCUUAUUCAAGGCCCUCCUGUCUUAUCCUUUGCCCUUCUUUGCUGUCACAGAGCUCUUGCAUGCUUACAUAUGGCCAAGCCAUAAAUCUCAUUGGCUUGCUGUCAUUUUAAAAAGUUCCCUCCUCCUGUUAACUCUGUUGAUGGCUUUGUUUGUGCCACAUUUUGCCCUUCUGAUGGGUUUAACUGGCAGUAUAACGGGUGCUGUAGUAUCCUUCCUCCUUCCUUCUCUUUUCCAUUUAAAGCUUAAAUGGGAAAAGUUAAUGUUCCUGGAGAAAUGUGCAGAUAUUUCUAUGUUUAUCCUGGGCAUCCUUUGUUGUGUAGCUGGUCUUGUUUGUUCAGUAAAAGGUGUGUUAAAAGCACUUGAAUAAAAGUCACAAGACUACACUGAAGCCCCUCAACAUUUGGCUCAGUAAAACUGAAAAGCACAACAGAAAACUGGACUUAGAGAACUAAAUGUUACUCCUGACUAAAGCAGAACCACUGAAUCACUGGGAUUUACCUGUGUAUCGAUGCAUGAUUCAACAACUGAUUCAACGGGUCUCUUUAAUUGGGACUAAACAGCAGCUUCUUGAACAGAGGAUUUCAGUCAAGGUUUGGUCCCACUGAAAACAACAGAGCAAGGUUGUAAUAGCAAAUGAAUCAGGUUAAUUUCAGUGGGACUAAAAUAUGACUAACAUUCACUAAAUUCAAUCCGAGUUAUCCAUAUAUGCAUGAAGAUGUCUUAAUUGUCAAUUUCACAAAUUCAGAAUCAUAGACCAAAAAAAAAAAGAUCCAAAAAUGAUACUGGUAUCUAACAGCACAGUAUCAUCCCUUUCACGUCCUGACAUGGACAUGCCUGUCAUCUGCUGAACUGUGGACUCAUCCAGAUGAGGCUAUUUUGAGCAAUUCAUACUAUUCAAAUAUGUACUAUUCCUUCUCUGUUACUUAAUGUUGCUUCUUGUUAUUUCCUCUUCCAAAUACUAUAUUUCUUGACUUAAAAAAAAAUCUUCAAAUGUCAUGGAGUUACACCCCAUGCCUGUUGUUCUGCCUUUUAAAAAUCCUUCCCACAUUAGUGCUAGAUCAGCAAGCUAAAAUCAGGGGUGGGAAACCACUGCUCCAGCCUGCCACCUUUUGUACUUAUGCUGUUACCAUAGAAUGACUUAACCAUGGCUUUUUAAAAAAAUCCUCACAUUAGUGUGAGAUUACAAAAAUAGAUAAUCUCACCACCCCUCUUAUCUCUGUUUCACCAUUUAACCAUUCCAGUUUCACCCUUUCACAUUUUUGUCUGGUUAUCUAGUAUUAAUAUAUAAAGAGUUUCUUGUUUUAAGAAAAGGCAUCGGGGGAGGAACUCCAUAGAAAGUGUAUGAAUGGGGGUGGUGUAGGGAAAAACUGGAAUAGUAUUACAAGACAAAUAAUUAUCGCUCUGACUAGAAGGGAAUUUUACCUUGCCACCUUUAUACUAACACUACAGUGAGUUUAAAUAACAACCACAGCAACAACAAUAAGCACAGGAACCUUAGGAGAAGGAGGAGAAAGUGACAAUUCCAAACUAUAAGUACAACUGGAGGUGGAAGGAACCACAGAUAAUACCCCAGUACAUGAUAUCAUCAGUUGCCCCAAAUGAAUUGAAAUGAAUGGUCUUCAUUAACCAUACUAAUUGAACUGCACUCCAAAGAAUUUUUAAGCCUAGAGUUCAAUAGGAACACAAAAUAAAAAAGGAGAAAAAUCCAGAAAUGAAGUGAAAUAGCCUACAGUUAUUUAAACGUCAUUUGGAUACUGGGUAGGCGGACAACAGUAAGUACAGCACAACAGCCCAUUAUUGGAAUGACACAUUUGGUCUAUCUGGUUGGAAACUGAGAUAGAGAUACUGUAACCCAGGGUAGGGAAGCAGCAAAUAAGACCUGUCUCUGUGCCUUAGCCAGGUCUGCAGGAUGUCAUGUUACAACAGUGUUUCUAAAACUCUGAUCUCCCAGGUAUUUUGGUCUUGAGCUCUCAGAAGCCCUGAUCAUUGGCCAAUGAAGCUGAGGCUUCUGGGAAGUGAAGUGCAAAAACACCCGGAGAACUGUAAUUUGGGAGUCACUGCGUUCCUAGUGUCUAAAAUACCAAAAAUGUCAAUUGUCAUUUCUACUGUGACAGUGAAAUGGAGAGCAUAAAAGUGUAUGAAUAUCCCCAGCUGUGAGAUGGAUUUACCAUAUCUAUUUUGUAAAACAUAAAUGUCUAUAUCUGAAUCACACAAACAAUUUUUCCCUGGAAAACCUGCCUUUGGUUGCCGGAGUUGAAUUAUCUGGACUGAAGAAGCAAAUGGGGAGUGUUAAUUAAGACUUACUUCAUCAGCCAGUUCAGCACUCCAGACUGAAUCAGUAUUAGUCAUACUUGAAAGCCCAUAUGGGAAAAAUAGCUGGGAGGAGCUGGUUUGGGGCAGAAAAGCAGACAGUUGGAAAGAGUUAAAAAUAAACAUGCUGCAUCUCCAUUCUUAAUUGCUUCCCCUUAAAGGAUUUUU
Molecule: messenger RNA, 3945 nt
Organism: Anolis sagrei ordinatus
Lineage: Eukaryota; Metazoa; Chordata; Lepidosauria; Squamata; Anolidae
Product: vesicular inhibitory amino acid transporter-like
Biological process (GO): amino acid transmembrane transport
Cellular component (GO): vacuolar membrane
Molecular function (GO): L-amino acid transmembrane transporter activity
Source: RefSeq, a predicted model, not a curated record